GGGGGGUCUCAAAAGUGACGAAAAGAGAGUGGAGUAAGUAACUUUGUGGAAUCAGGAACAGGUGAGUCUAGAAUUCGUUUUGUAAAAGCUCCUACAUCUUAAUGUCUAGUUAUUCGGAACAACAUGGACGCCCCAUGGGUGGUGCUUAGAUAAACGUUAAAAUCGGGCUCCGAGUCCGUUUCGGGAACAACAGGAUGAAGUUGCUGUGUGUACCGCGGCCCGUUGAGAAUGGGCCUCGUUUGGGGGUCUGGAGGCGGCACCAAGAUGUGACAGCAGGGGGCCUCAUCGAUCGUACGAGAAAUAGAUCAGCACUUUUUCGCACGACACGCCGCUACAUCAACAACAGCGGUGUCUCAACAGCCUUGUCAACAUCUUCGUCUUCAUCGAAACGACAUCGUCAUUUUUCUGCUGCCUCUGCGCUCUCCACCCCCAGUGCUGCACAAGAGGAGCAGGAGCUUUCUUCAAAUGCGGCAAAAGGGACCACCGUGGUUAACAUGCUGACCAGACAACUGGAACAGUCUUCGUCUGCGAGAUCACCAAAUACCUACAACUACAGUGAAGUACUAGAGGGCUUGACAGUACAAGAGGAAUCGAGUUAAGGCUCAUACAAAAACUACUCAUUUUAUCAUAGGAAGAAAAGUCCCUUCUAUAAGAUGCUAAGGCCUACAUCAAGACUACUAGCCAUUUCUCCCUGACAGUUGGGAGAAUAGAUGAAUUGGGAGAAAAAAUGAAUCGUUUUGGGCUCUAAUCGAGCAUGGAGCCAGUAACGCGAUUGCCUGAAGAGUUCCGGAUCAAGCCCAUGCCAUCAGAUGGGCGCCUGCCGCUCGAAGUGAUUCCUCUGCACCCUCCGAUGAGGGUCACCGAGGACAUGAUGCAAGAAACGGUAAAACAAUUAUUCAAGAACUUUUCACUUGUACCAGCAUAACCACUUGUGCGUGUAGGUGUAUCUUUAUGUGAUUGAGCUUCUCGGUCCUGCAUAGAGGUUACCCCUAUCCUCAUACCGCUGCUUCUUGUGAUCAUACAACUAGGGAUCAUACGAAGCAACAACGAGAUCAUCAACAGAUGACCUGCAACUACGACCUGCAACUACUUUUCAAUUUCAGCGUGUGCGGCGGUAUGAGUUCAAGCUUGCAAAAGACCACGCCGAGGCAAAACGUUUAUGAUUCCCACCCGUCCUUUUCUACUUCUACUAGAAAUUCUACUUCUCAAGAGGGCUGCAAGUUAAUUUCACUGUCUCAUAUCGGCGCCUUCUGUCUUAGAGGAAGUAGACUCAUCUCUUCAGUACUAGUUGUAAUGAUUUACAGAAGUAGAAGCCAGAGAAAGUACUACUUGUAGGAAAUGCGACGUACUAAGUACCUCUGAAUGGAAACUAGGAUCUACUGCUAUAUUAAUGUCUCUCCUGGCUGAGCUAUGUUAAUGCGAUAUCUCACUUGCUCUUUCAUUCGUUCAAAGGACUCUCUUUCAUUCUCUCGGCAUAUAUUUCACUGGUCUGUCAUGUUGUGGCGUUGGUGCCUCGUCAAGGCUUUGCGGCGACAGGAACUCUUUUCCGCUGCGGUUCACUACAUCACAAACCGUUUAGUACUUCUAGGUCCUCAGGAUGAUCGAGUACUAGGAAGUGCAUCGUCCGCUUCUACGUCCGCAUCGCAGGAACAGACAAGCGCGAAAGAAGAAGUUGGAGCCGAGCAUGGAAACGAAACGUCGAAGGCCUCUAUCGAAGUUUUGUUCUCAGACAGCGAAGCGCGAAAUAUGCGCCUGCGUGCGGCGAUGCCCGUACUCGGAUCGCUCCUAGUCAGCAUAGAGGAGCGCUUUAACAUCGAGCUGCCGUUUUUGCCAAGAAUUAUAUCAACGUCUAAUUCGUCAUCUAUUUCUGGAGAUAGAGAUAAAAAUGACAAGGUUCCAGUCAGUUUGGGAGAUAUCAACGCAGUACACGCGAUUCUAGGCGACAGUCGGGUGCCGCAGGCCGAGCGACAUCAAUUGGCAGCGGCAUUUCAUCGGCAUCUGGAGGAGGAUAAAGGAUUGAACUUCGUUUGGCAAAGGAUGUUGAAAGCACAGCAUGCACAAGCAACGAAGCGCUUAAGGCUAGUUGUUGUUGUACUGCUAAAGCUUAGCUGUAUCCUUAAAUUCUAUCAACAUUCUUGAUGACUCUUUUACUUCUAUUAUUUCUACUUGAGAAAGAAGCCAAGGAUAGAAGCCUCGUCUGAGGUGCUGUGGAUGUUGAAAACGGGCAGGAUUUUGAGUUAGCUCUAAAACAAGCAGGAUUUGGUAGCCACGCAGAAAUGCUCUUAGCCGAUAACUGUGGCUGGAAAACGUCACACAACGACAAAUUAUGACAUCUGCGUGCUUUCUUUCUCAUUCUGCCCUAAGACUCUUUUUCGGCAGCUUAGUUUAGACCACGAGCACGACCUCUAUGAAGACCUUAGAGCCAAGAUCAAGAUGGAGAAAUAGAGCACACUUCAAAGAAGGAGGAGUUCUUGCACACGCUAGCAACUAGAUGGGGUCGCUGGUUCUGCAGCGAUACAGGACUAGACGGCGCGUCAUCUGGUUCUGCCGGAACAUCAAUUGCAAGAGAUGGAAAUGACGCGGCGAAAAUAGAAAGCAAGGUGGGGGCGGAUUCCUCCACGUGGUUUCCACCAAAAGUAGAUCAAAAUCGCUUGGCCUAUGACUUGCCAAUGAUUACCAACGAGCUCUGCGAAGACAGCCGAGAAUGUCAGGAAGCUUUACUGGUAAUGGACUCCGAUCUCGAGAAACUGAUCACCUUUAUCGGCGAAGUCGCAGGAUGUUCGUUGAAGUUGACGCGGGCAGAUCACGAAUCUGUCACCUACAAACUCAUCUUAAGGCUACCUCUACUGCUCCACAACAAGCGUCCUCUUCCUCUUGGCCUCACGCUUUUUCAUGCAUCCCCAGCGCCAUGUUUUCAAUGGGCACGCAAACGCAGCGUCGCUCAAUAAUAAUUGGCCCAGUAGAUGACAGCUCUAACAAUCGAUCCGCCCAGACACAUGCCCUACGAUCGGCGAGCAGAAUACUUCAAUUACAACAAGGCCAUGUGUAAUAAACCGCGAACAAUUUGCUUCCACCUUGGAGCCUCGCUUGCGCCGAGCGUAGCAGGAGGGAGCAGAGCGCUGACGACGGUAAGCCACGUCCCUGUAGAGACAGACUUGAACAAGGAGCCCCUGCCUUGGUCCGCGGUGUGGAAUGUGAAUGCCCCUGAGAUCCACCAUUUGCGCACAAACACGUACAGCUUUUCUAACUGUAACACAACUUCUCUAACUCUAGCUGCAACACUUGCGAACAAACUCAAACACGUACUUCUUUAUUAUAAAUGGCGCAGGCGCUAGUAGCACAAGUCAACAGAGUAGAGGUACUAAGAAUCUUGACCGGUUAAUUCUGAAAGUAAAACUUCUUUUGCUCACCUUGUUCAACAGGUAUGUUCGAAUUCUCUCAUUGGCAGACUUACAGGCAAUCGUGCAUGAGUUGGGCCACUGUUUUCACUUUGGCUUGACGGCACACAAAUUUGAAGAACUGAGUGUAAUGAGCGAGGACGCCAUCGAAGUGCCCUCCUCGGCACUGGAGUACCUUGUCCGCGAUCGGCAGUUUUUACAGUGGGUUGUUACAAAUACUCAGGUCCCGCAUUGGAGGAUGGUGCUGGAGGAUUUGAAGAAGAAGCGAGUGGAGUUUGUACACAAGUUUGCUACAACCCUUAGAGUUAGACUCCUAGAUGAGCAUGAGCUAGAACUAGAAGAAGUUGUUUGAUCCAUUCAAAGAUAGAUGCUGUCGCUGUCGGACUUAUAAUUGAUCGUUUCCUUGUGGGGCCACCUUCGCAUGGUGGACCUGGGCGGAAUCUCAUGAUUGGAGGAUGGUGCUGGAGGAUUUGAAGAAGAAGCGAGUCGAGUUUGUACUACUUACUUUCAUGAGGAAGAUCUUGGUCUUUCAAUAGGGCGGCCCAGGCAAAUGCAACUGACCACAAUUCAUGAUGAUUUUGGCCCAGGGAGUGCCUUCGGAAGGUUGUAGCUCACAACUCCAUCUCCGUCCUCUCCUUCCAUAUCCAUUUCGCAACAAGACGGAAAACGCCGGGCCAUGGUUGGAGCAGACAGCACUGCGCCUGCCGUGCUUGGCCCCGGCGAAGCUUGUCAGGCCGUUCCGUCGACUCGCUGCCAUGGCAUCAAGGCGGUCGUAGUCUGCCAGGCGCAGAAAGAGGACCCCGCGCGCCUCCGCAGGGCGUAAGCGUCGCCGAGCUCCUGGGACAAUUGCGCUGCAUCCUCGGGCGGCCAUGUCUUAAAAGGGAAGGAAGUUGAGGUCUGGCCCCGUGUGUUUCGUUCAUUUCUACGCGUCUUUACUUUUUGAAGCUGUGUGUUGCUGUCGUGUCCGUCUUCCUUGUAGGUCCCGUCCCGCCCUAGGUAGUUGUGCACUUGUUCGUCACCCAUUUUAGAGUAGGCAGAGCCUCAUCUUCUCCGUUCGUUGCUCUUUCCCAAAAAGCCACCACUUGGGAGAUGAGAGCUUCUCAGCUUCAUGAAUAUGACUGUUAAACCAUUCUUCUACAUACUAGCUACGCUCCUACUCAUGUUUGGAUCGCUAAAAUGACUAUUUUCCGCUAGAAGGCAGUGCCGAUCAUGAAAGCAGGUCCGUCGUAUUUGUCGUGAGAAAGUAUCAGCAUGCUGCGUUUAUGAUGACCAUGGAUCCACCGGUUGAAUACAUGCAAAUCAACUCGAUUCUUGAACCCCCAACAAAAAAAACCGGAGACCCAAUUUUCAGGCUUCAGCCGCACCUGCGCACGAGGUGAGUGUGUCGAGGUGGUUUCGUACGUUGCGGGUAGAGCACUGGGACCUUGCGAGGCACGCCUAUCUCUCCACAGUGUUAAGUGGAGAGAAUGGACUGCAAGCGCGGGCUGCGGCUGGCGGCUCUUCGUGGGCAGCAGCAUCGGAAUUUGUGCGCGCCGCCUAUAUCACGGCACACUGUGGAGGACGAAAGCAGUCAACAAGAACUGCAACGUCAACAACCCAACAUGAAGGAGCAGGAGGACAUGAAGAAUCAUCAAGAAUAAACAACAUCAAAGAUGAGGAGCGCCAAAAGAUUCCUACCCUAAAUUAAGGCUACCGCUGAAGCAUCCCCAGCGAGGACAUCCUUGGUCUCCUUUUCAAGGGGAAAAGGGGCUCAAGGGUUUAGGGUUUAGGGAUGUGACGCGGUAGCUCUAACUAAAUGCGACUCAGUCUUCGACUCGAGAUGCAAAGGCACCAGCAACACUUCCGUUUCACCCUCUUGGCAUACCAGAGAUUCGCGCACUUUUUGUGCAUGAGUAUUCACCGGCAUUGUCCUCUCUCGCUUUUCAGAUCAAUCGAUGGUGGCGUGACGAUAGAAAGCUUCCCAUUAUGUGAAACAAGUGCGCUUUCUGUUGUAUGAUCUGUAGUUCUUGAUAGAAGUUGUCAGUUCGAGAAAUGUACUAGCUGCUCAACUACAUCAAGGAAUACAGUCGUAGAACAAGAUCAGACGUGCAGUGGAUACUGGCUUUUUCUUGUUCAUCGCUGAAACGAAGAUCAUCUUGAUGGGCUCCCUCUGCGUAUUCUAAUUUUGAGACAUACCUGCAAUCCCUGACUUCCACCGUGAGCGCUGUGGUUUCCUCUCCAGUGGUCUUAGCGGCUUAUUGGCUGGACAUGCUAGGGAGCUCAGCAGGGCUGCGCUUGUUUUCCGAAAAUUGGUAUCGCGCUCCGAAUUUGAUAGCGAUGCAAAAUUUCGCGCCAUACUGCUUUGCAAGGGUGAAUGCUGUGCAGAUCGCCACGAAUGAAGACUAUCUCAUGACGUUUUACCGCGAGUAUUGGACCCACCGGCAGCAAAGCGUACCAUCGACUGCGCAGUUGGACGCUUAUUGCAAGGUCUUCAUGGAUCAAGACGCUCAGACUCACUCUUCAGCCACCACUACGAGAAAUGUUGUUAACGCGAGUGAACAAGAUAUUGAAAGUAGUAGGGCGAGUAGUGUACGGCUGGAUCAAGCAUUUGAUGCUGGAGAGGCCGAUUGCUUUUCGUUGCUUGAAGAGCGCACAGAGCUUGAUACCGAUGAACUCACAGGCUUAAACACAAAGGCAGGCUGCAAGGGAGAAGAUGGUCAAGAUGGAGUGGAGGAGGACGCCAGCCAAGAAACGUCGUGAAUGGCCAGCACAACUCUAGAAUCUGGGAAGCGAGUUGGAAGUAGGGAAAUUUGCACAUUCGUAUCUCCUGCUUAGCCUUCUGCUAAUGAACGCUCCCAAGUACUAGCGCAGGCGAUUGGAUUAACAACACGUGAUUAUCAAGAACGAGUAACGAGGAAAAUAGUUCCUUCUUGUCAACGAGGAUGACGAAAGUAGAUACAACAACUUAUCAAGAACGAGGACUCGUGGAGACUGCCGAUUGACUAAGUAGUGCUUGUGAAAACGAAACGUCAACAAAGAUGUUGAGAAAUAAGCAAGAAUCCAAAUUUACUGACUCCCGAGGCCGCCAGCUAGGUGGUUUUGCUGACAGCAG
Messenger RNA from Amoebophrya sp. A25, 6489 nucleotides. NCBI's taxonomy places the organism in Eukaryota, Dinophyceae, Syndiniales, Amoebophryaceae. The record is from the annotation of a GenBank genome assembly.